ACUAGCAGCUCGUUGUUGUUUGAAUCUCGCUUCCCCAUUGAAUGAAAACAAACGAUGAUGUCAAUGAACAUAUAAGCGCUGCGAAACUUCCUCAAGCUCUAGAAAUAUGAACGCGGAAGGUGUUUACAAGCGCACGCACAAAACGUGAGGAGGCGCGAUGGAUGCAAAGGACAGAGAGCGGCUGCGGACACGGAACGCUUGCAAAAGAACCGAAAGCGCCAGUGUCCUGCGCUCGCUCAGCGUCGACAACAUAAACGAUAAUGAGCCAAUGGCAGGCGUCUCGGACCUGGUUAAACAUGGCAGUCUUGAACAGCGACUCAUCGCACCGAGGUACAGCUUGCUCCGUGAAGUUGGCAGGGGCAGUUAUGGCGUUGUGUACGAAGCCGUUGCCCGUAAAUCAGGUGCAAGAGUGGCGGUGAAGAAGCUGCGCUGUGACGCGCCUGAGAACGUGGAGCUGGCGCUGGCGGAGUUUUGGGCUCUGACCAGUCUGGAGAAGCGCCAUGAGAAUGUGGUGCAGCUGGAGGAGUGUGUGCUCCAAAGGAACGGGAUGGCCCAGAAAAUAAGCCAUGGCAAUACGCGUUCAAAGCAGUAUUUGAGGUUGGUCGAGACCUCGUUGAAAGGUGAGCGUGUAUUGUCGUGUCCUGAUGAGCCUUGCUACCUGUGGUUUGUUAUGGAGUUUUGCGAGGGAGGGGAUCUGAAUCAAUUCAUCUUGUCGCGACGGCCUGAUCCCCGAACCAAUGCCAGCUUCAUGAUGCAGCUGAGUAGCGCUGUGGCAUUCCUGCAUGAAAACAACAUUGUUCACAGAGACCUUAAACCAGAUAAUAUCCUCAUCUCGGAGCGUUCUGGCGCACCUGUGUUGAAAGUAGCAGAUUUUGGACUGAGCAAAGUGUGUGCUGGUCUGAGUGCCGGAGUACGAGACUCAGAGGAGGGACAGGACAAAAUCAAGAACAGUGUUAACAUCAACAAGUUCUGGCUCUCAUCGGCAUGCGGCUCAGACUUUUACAUGGCACCAGAGGUUUGGGAAGGACAUUACACAGCCAAAGCAGACAUUUUUGCUGUAGGCAUUAUCAUCUGGGCCAUGAUAGAGAGAAUUACAUUCAUUGACGCCGAGUCAAAACGGGAGCUUCUCGGGACGUAUGUGCGGCAAGGUUCCGAUAUCGUCCCAGUUGGAGAGGCUCUUUUGGAGAACCCAAAGAUGGUGCUGAGUAUUCCCCAGCGCAGGCGCUCGCACAUGCCUGAGGCACUCCGGAAACUUUUGCAAGACAUGCUGGCCGUCAAUCCUCAGGACCGACCAGACGCACUAGAACUGCACAGCAGGAUGGGACAGGUCACUUGCGCAGCGUGAACUCUGACCUGAAUGCACACACAGGUUUUCCCUUUCCAUAACAGACCAGAAGGGGCCGCGUUGCUUGGAAAACUGUGAAUCCUCCAUUGCUGAUUUAAUGUGAAGAGUACAAAGUACUCAACUUGAACACCAAUACAAAGUUUGCCACAAAGAGAUUUUCAACUGACCAUUCACUUUUUUUUGUUUACAUUAGUAAUUUAAACGAAUCAUUCAUUUAUCCCAGAAGUGUUCAGCCUAAAUCAAUCAUCAGUUAUGUCACUCAGAGUGAAGUAUAGCUAAAAAUGAUGUUAUGAUGCAGUGAGUACAAUCAAGCUAAAACAAGCAAGGUCUUUAAUAGUCUUCCUGAGGGACUGGGACUAUAAAAUUCUGUUCUCAGAGCCUCCCUGCUCGCUCAUCUCCUCAAAACAAUCAUUUGCCAUAAAAACAGACCAUGAGGAAACUAUUUCAGUUAUUUUAUUCAGUUUUAUGAGCAGUAAAGCCUUCAGUUUUAGUUCACAAAUUAUUGUUAAUUUUUUGGGGGGAAAAUAAAUCCAAAUACAAGCAAUUGUCACAAACCAUGUAAUUAACAUAGUCUUACACUUGGGUCUUACUUUAUGUUAAACAUGCAACUCUACAAAAUUUGAUCAUCUUUAUCUUUCCUCUGUCACAACAAAACAGCUGAAAUCACGGGAAUUAAAGACCAACUUUUUUAACCUGGUUUUCAUUUGCCAUUAAAAUGCUCAUGAUUUUAAGCCUAAACCCAAUAUUACGCAGAUUUAUCCUGGUGCCUUGAAGUCUAGUGAUAUAAGUGAGAUUUCUAGUAGUGUUUUGUUUUGUUUUACAGCUUUAUCUUUUAGACAUGCAGUAUGUUUUUAAUAUUUAAACACUUUACAUAUUAGACGUGCAGUUUAACCAUUUAGGUGCUUGUUUGUACAUUGUGUGAGAAUAUUUUUUGAUCAAAAAAAUGAUUAAUUAUUCUGGUGCCCCAUUUACAAUAAUGCUGUCACUUAUGAAAUAAACAGUGUGAACAACACUUCUGCACGGACACGCACACUUCUACAGUUUUACGGUUUAGUUGUUUUGAAAUCUGGUAGAUUAAAAUAUGGAUUUGAUUAUGAUUAAAGGGAGCAGUUAAAGACAGAGUGGUGUUUGUUUUAUAUAAGAAAUACUACUUAUGCAUUUUCAAUAUAGAACAGAUUUUUUGGUUGAUUUGUCAAAAAUCCAAUAUUUCUUUUUUGUUAACCGACUACUUGAUGUUCUCAAAAACAGGAUGGGAGCUCAUUAGUGUAGCUCUUUCGAAUGCUUCACAGAGAAGAAUUUGGAGUGGUUUUGCCUGACAGUUCGUGUGUGCUAUAGUUCUACCUCAGCACUCUUGUGUUUUAGUAUCUAAUUCACUAAAUAAACUAACAGUGCUUUCUGUUUUUUGGUGAGGCUAGUAA
This is a messenger RNA of Carassius carassius (crucian carp), 2763 nucleotides long. RefSeq names its product serine/threonine-protein kinase 35-like. The transcript is spliced from 3 exons. The coding region runs from base 158 to 1345 and encodes 395 amino acids. Gene Ontology annotation, molecular function: protein serine/threonine kinase activity; ATP binding. NCBI's taxonomy places the organism in Eukaryota, Metazoa, Chordata, Actinopteri, Cypriniformes, Cyprinidae. The record is from RefSeq and is a predicted model, not a curated record. Gene Ontology annotation, cellular component: cytoplasm; autophagosome. Gene Ontology annotation, biological process: autophagosome organization; autophagy; positive regulation of autophagy.